Molecule: messenger RNA, 1686 nt
Organism: Podarcis muralis (Common wall lizard)
Lineage: Eukaryota; Metazoa; Chordata; Lepidosauria; Squamata; Lacertidae
Source: RefSeq, a predicted model, not a curated record
CCCUGUAACUUCCCUUCUCACAGGGAGGGAACUGCCACAAGGCCCUUGGAACCUGGAUCUCUGUGUCCUGACUGAAUGAUUGGUGUGAAGACGCUCCUUUAGCAUUUCAUCAGUUUGCCUUUUUAUUCCAUCAGGAGAUGUUGAAGGGAUGCUGGCAGAAGGGGAACAAUCAGAAGUGUCACCCAAAGAAUCCAAAGAGCAAAGGAAGCUGAGGGUUCAAGAUGGAAGCCGAAGGCGAGAAGGGAGACGAAAGCAGAAGCCGGAGGGUGACUCUUGUACGUCUCAGGGUGGGUGAAAAUCAAAUUCCUAGAGAGGAGAAAAAGCAUGAAUGCACCGUGUGUGGAAAGAGAUUUGGUCGUCGCUCAACUCUUACUUUACAUCAAAGAACUCAUACAGGGGAGAAACCGUAUACAUGUUUAGAGUGUGGAAAGAGCUUCAGUGAACGUGGUAACCUUACCUCGCAUCAAAGAACUCAUACAGGGGAGAAACCGUAUACAUGUUUAGAGUGUGGAAAGAGCUUCAGUGUCAGUGGUAACCUUACCUCGCAUCAAAGAACUCAUACAGGGGAGAAACCGUAUACAUGUUUAGAGUGUGGAAAGAGCUUCAGUCGAUGUGGCCAGCUUACUACGCAUCAAAGAUCUCAUACAGAGGAGAAACCGUAUACAUGUUCAGAGUGUGGAAGGAGCUUCAGUGAGAAUGGUGCCCUUACCUCGCAUCAAAUAACUCAUACAGGGGAGAAACCGCAUACGUGUUUGGAGUGUGGAAAGAGCUUCAGUCACUGUAGUGCCUUAAUCUUGCAUCGAAGAACUCAUACAGGAGAGAAACCGUAUACAUGUUCCGAGUGUGGAAAGAGCUUCAGUCACUCUGGCCACCUUACUACGCAUCAAAGAUCUCAUACAGGGGAGAAACCAUAUACAUGUUCAGAGUGUGGAAGGAGCUUCAGCCAGAGUGGCAGCCUUAGCUCGCAUCAAAGAUUGCACACAGGAGAGAAACCGCAUACGUGUUUGGAGUGUGGAAUGAGCUUCGCUCGCAGCAAUGGGCUUACUAGACAUCAACAAACUCAUCGAGGCAGCAAACCUUAUAAAUGCUGGGAAUGUGGCAAGAGCUUCAGUCGCAUCGACAACCUUUCCUCGCAUGAAAGAAUUCAUACAGGGGAGAAACGAUAUACAUGUUUCGAGUGUGGAAAGAGCUUCAGCCACAGUUCCAGCCUUACCUUCCAUCAAAGAUUGCACACAGGAGAGGAACCGUAUAAAUGUUUGGAGUGUGGGAAGAGCUUUAGUCGUGGUAGCUUACUUACAUUGCAUCAAAGAACUCAUACAGGGGAGAAACCGUAUACAUGUUCGGAGUGUGGAAGGAGCUUCAGUCGUAGUAGCUCCCUUAAGUCGCAUCAAAGAACUCAUACAGGGAGGAAAUCUUAGAAAUGUUUGGUUUAUGGAAAGAACUUCAGUGACAGGGGCUCGCUUCCUAAACAAUAAAGAACUCGUACAAGGGAAACAUCUUAGAAAGGGUUGUCGUGUGGGAAGAUCUUUAAUCAUAACAAAUAACUCCUACAGAGAGUAAACCAAUGAUCGUGUUCUGGUCCCCCCAGGACAGCCAUUAUUGUAUUGGAAGAACUUUCUGACAGUAAGAGCUGUUUUGACAUUGGAACAGUCUCCUUCGGUGGGAGGUGGGCUCUCCUUCCUUGGA